Ceratotherium simum simum (southern white rhinoceros) is the source of this 1166-nucleotide messenger RNA. The record is from RefSeq and is a predicted model, not a curated record. NCBI's taxonomy places the organism in Eukaryota, Metazoa, Chordata, Mammalia, Perissodactyla, Rhinocerotidae.
GGCUCCUGACGCACUUUCUACUAGUGGGAGGGGAACUAGGGACCCGAGCCCACUGGUGACGUUUCCCUCACGUGAUCAGGAGCCGACGUGUACAGAAGUCCCUCUCCUCCAGGUACCAGCUCCCUAUUUCCGUGGAGGAAGAUAGAUUUUAGACUGAGAGACAGGGGUCAAUUGCCCUGUAGCCCUGCAGGUCUUCGGGUCUGUGGUUGUAGGCACCAACCCAGACAAGAAAAGGAAAGACCUGCAGGAUCAGCGCAGGACAGGCAAAGGAGGGAAAAAUCUCAACAUGGAAAGGGUCUACAAAGAAAAUGAAGGAAAGCCAGAAAAUCAAGGAAACUUACAAAAUGAGGGAAAGCCAGAAGAUGAAGUAGAUACAGAAGAUGAAGGAAAGUCAGAUGAGGAAGAAAAGCUGGAAGUGGAGGGGAAGCCAGGGCACAAGGGAAAGCUCCAGAAUGAGGGACAGCCAGAUGAUGAGGCACAACCGGAAGAUGAGGGAAAGCAGGACACACAGGGCAAGUCUGAAGAUGAGGGAAAACCACACGGCAGCGAGGGCAAGCCAGAAUCCCAGGCAAAGCCGGUGAGUGAGCCGCAGGCUGCCGAAAAGCGCCCGGCUGAAGAUUAUGUGCCCCGGAAAGCAAAAAGAAAAACUGACAGGGGGACGGAUGACUCCCCCAAGGACUAUCAGGAGGACCUACAGGAAAGGCAUUUGGGCGGUGAGGAGAUGAUGAGAGAAUGUGGAGAUAUGUCAAGGGCUCAGGAAGAGCUAAGGAAAAAACAGAAAGUGGGUGGUUUUCAUUGGAUGCAAAGAGAUAUACAGGAUCCAUUCGCCCCAAGGGGCCAACGAGGUGUCAGGGGAGUGAGGGGCGGAGGUAGGGGCCAGAAAGACUUAGAAGAUGUUCCAUAUGUUUAAUGCCUUUGGCCUCUAAUUCUGAUUUCUCUGAUGGGAAUAUUGCCAACCCCGCUUUCCCUGGCAGGCAUUUGCCAGGCUAUGUGCUUUAACCUUAAGCUGAUACUUUGCUUUAGGUGUCACUCUUGUUACCAGCAGCCUUUUGAUCCAACUACAGUGCUCUGUCUGUGAGUAGGGGAUUUUCACCCAUGUGCAUGGAAGAGAUGUUCAUGGUACAUUGUAAAAUAACAAUAAAGAGAAAACAGUUUUCAGAACCGCA